Molecule: messenger RNA, 378 nt
Organism: Balaenoptera musculus (blue whale)
Lineage: Eukaryota; Metazoa; Chordata; Mammalia; Artiodactyla; Balaenopteridae
Product: cytochrome b-c1 complex subunit 8-like
Exons: 2
Coding region: 1-378 (125 amino acids)
Biological process (GO): mitochondrial electron transport, ubiquinol to cytochrome c
Source: RefSeq, a predicted model, not a curated record
AUGACUUUGCACUUUGUCAUUAGGCUUAAAUUACAGAGUGCAUGUUAUCUGUGUCUAAAUGUGGAAUGGGAGGCCAGUGGAUUCUGCGCCGCAGAGGGAGAGGUGAUCUCGGCGCUGCACGCAGCGACCCUGGGCCGCGAGUUUGGGCAUCUGAUGCGGGUGUGGCCUGUGAUCACCUACAGCUUGUCGCCCUUGGAGCAGCGCGCCUUCCCGCACUACUUCAGCGAGGGCAUGCCCAACAUGCUGCACCGCACUCGGGCGUGCAUCUUUCGCGUCGUGCCGCCAUUUGUAGUGUUUUAUUUUGUCUACACAUGGGGAACACAGGAGUUUGAGAAAUCCAAGGGGAAGAAUCCAGCUGCCUAUGAAAAUGACAAAUGA